AUGGCCCUCUCCCGGAUGCCACGGUUCGCCUGGGGCUGCUCUUCCAGGCCAGUGGCUGCUGCCAGAUACAGGGCUCCCGCUCCCGUGUUGAUAAACGCAACACAAACUACCUGCCCAAGGCAGCUCUGCCUGGGUGCUUCACUGCGCGAGAGCAAAAACCUGCGGGUGCUGGCCUUGCAGAUAAACACAACACAAACUACCUGCCCAAGGCAGCUCUGCCUGGGUGCUUCACUGCACGAGAGCAAAACCUUGCUGGUGCUGGCCUUGCGGAUAAAUGCAACACAACCUACCAACCCAAAGCAACUCAGCCUGGGUGCUUCACUGCACGAGAGCAUACCCCCUGGGGCUGGCCUUGCGGAUAAAUGUAACACAAACUACCGGCCCAAGGCAGCUCUGCCUGGGUGCUUCACUGUCCGAGAGCAAAACCUGCUUGUGCUGGCCUUGUGGAUAAACACAACUCAAACUACCGGCCCAAGGCAGCUCCGCCUGGGUGCUUCACUGUCCGAGAGCAAAACCUGCUGGUGCUGGCCUUGCAGAUAA
This is a messenger RNA of Volvox carteri f. nagariensis, 540 nucleotides long. RefSeq lists its product as uncharacterized. The record is from RefSeq and is a predicted model, not a curated record. The transcript has 2 exons. Bases 1 to 540 code for a protein of 179 amino acids. NCBI's taxonomy places the organism in Eukaryota, Viridiplantae, Chlorophyta, Chlorophyceae, Chlamydomonadales, Volvocaceae.